AUGUCCUUAGCUCAAAACCACUAUAUCAUCCAGCUCCCUCAAACCCCCCUCCUCCACCGCGCCCCAGAACCCCGGUCAAUCGCCCAGAAAUGGAUAACCGAGUUCGAAGUGCUGCUACGGACUAACGACUUCUCUAAGCUCCCCCAGCUCUUUCACGAGGACUCAUGGUGGCGCGACCUCCUGUGUCUAACUUGGGACUUUCACACCAUCCAGAACCUUAGUGGCAUCACAGCCUUUCUCACCGAGAACCAGCCUCGAGCUCGGUUGUUUGGGUUCCGACUGCAGCAUGAAGGCAAGUUUCAGCCGGGACUGGAACACCCGGCACCGGGCCUCACGUGGAUCUCAACGAUCUUCUUCUUUGAAACAGGUACGGGGCGCGGGUCUGGUGUGUUCCGUCUUACACAGGAUAAGGAGGGGGUGUGGAAGGCAUACGCAAUAUAUACGUCGCUGCAGGAGCUGAAGGGGAUGGAGGAGCCUCUUGGCUUCAGAAGGGUAUAUGGGACUACUGAGACGAUGCCGGGGGGGUUGGCUAGGGGGACUUGGAUUGAGAGGCGGACGCGGCAGAUUCUCUUUGAUGAGGAGGAGCCUACUGCGCUCAUUGUUGGUGCCGGCCAAGCUGGUUUAAACGUAGGCGCUCGACUCCAAUCCUUGGGUGUGUCUUGUCUGAUUGUCGACCGGCAUGAAAGGAUUGGCGACAAUUGGAGGAAACGUUACAGGACCCUUGUAACCCACGACCCGGUCGAGUUCACCCACAUGGCUUACCUCCCCUUUCCGAAGAACUGGCCAGAAUUCACGCCCAAAGACAAGCUUGGGGACUGGUUCGAAGCCUAUGCGAGUAUCAUGGAGCUAAACGUAUGGACGAAAACCAGUGUCACGGGAGCAACGUAUGACGAAGCAAAGAAGGAAUGGGCUGUCACGAUAACUCGUGGUGAUGGCUCAGAACGAGUCCUGCGUCCUCGCCACCUCGUCUGGUGCACAGGGCAUUCGGGCGAACCCUUGGUCCCUACUUUCCCGGAUCAGGAGAAAUUCAAGGGAACAAUAUACCAUGCCACCAAACACCAGGAUGCCUCUACAAGCCUAGCUAACAACCCAAGUCCCCCCACCGAAGAAUGCGACUUGAUUGCCGAGUCCCUCCCCUACCCCGUCCGGUUCGCGCUUGACGUGCACUUCACGAAACGAGCCUUUGAGGCCGAGAAGGACUUAAUGAUGGGUCUGCAAAAGGCCGGGUUCGAGCUCGACCACGGCAUCGAUGGCGCUGGAAUAUCGCGCGCAUAUAUGACCCGCGGCGGCGGGUACUACAUCGAUGUCGGCUGCAGCCAGCUCAUUGCAGACGGCAAGGUCAAAGUCCGACGCAGCCCGGACGGGAUAGCGGGAUUCACGGAGCGGGGCCUUGUGCUGAAAGAUGGUGGAGUGCUGGAAAGCGACAUCGUUGUUCUUGCUACCGGGUAUGACAAUAUGCGGACCACAGUGAGGAAGACGCUGGGCGAUAAGAUUGCGGAUCGGCUGAGGGAUGUUUGGGACUUGGAUGAGGAAGGGGAGUUAAAUUCUAUGUGGCGGCCAAGUGGACAACCGGGAUUUUGGUACAUGGGAGGGAAUCUUGCGCUGUGUCGAAUUUACUCCAAAUUUCUGGCCUUACAGAUCAAGGCUGUUGAGGCGGGCUUGGUGGAUUAG
This is a messenger RNA of Aspergillus nidulans FGSC A4, 1671 nucleotides long. Its product is annotated as putative flavin-binding monooxygenase. The transcript is spliced from 5 exons. Bases 1 to 1671 code for a protein of 556 amino acids. The record is from RefSeq and is a predicted model, not a curated record. NCBI's taxonomy places the organism in Eukaryota, Fungi, Ascomycota, Eurotiomycetes, Eurotiales, Aspergillaceae.